This is a messenger RNA of Plectropomus leopardus (leopard coralgrouper), 3199 nucleotides long. The record is from RefSeq and is a predicted model, not a curated record. NCBI's taxonomy places the organism in Eukaryota, Metazoa, Chordata, Actinopteri, Perciformes, Serranidae.
AUGCCACUGGGGAAAAAGGUCCGCUCCUCAUCAGCUGCAGGAAGAUUAGAAACCCAACACCUGAACAGCAUCCUCUCUGAACUGGGUAGUACAGGGCACAGGAGGACAUGCACUUCUGGGCCAGGUCGUUGGGGUGAGAAUGUUACAGAUGACUUGUCAGCACCAAGACGAGGGGGUGUUAUCGAGGACAGAAAAGAGAAGCCUGACUGGUUUGUUCGAGAGCUGCUGAGACAGGACAGGCGAAGACAUUCUGUCAUGCUUGGAGAUGAGGCUGAAAUCAUGAGACGACAACACCUCAGUAUUGACUACACUCGCAGUCUCAAGGAAUCUGAUGCGGGUGGCUUGAGAUCCAUUGAUGCAAAGAAUUUUUUGCGUAUGGUGCAGAAGUGUCUGGGUCUGCCUAAGACGGGUGACUUCUGCACACACAUGCUGCAGGAGUACAAAGAGAAGCAGGAGACUGUGAGACGGAGUAAGCAGGUGGCUUUCAUUCUGCCUGCCACGAUGAAGCCGUUGUGUCACGGCAUUCCCAUCGUCAACAUCCACUCCACCCAUGAUGGCACCAUCGUAACAGUGCGAGAAGAUGGGUUUGUUUGCUGCUGGAGCCCUGAACUGAAAUCGCUGAAGACCAAACAUAUGUUUGAUGUAGGGCCUGCAAACAGGACGUCCAAAUGGGCGAGUGAUUUUACUGUGAUGGCAGAGUUCAACAAGCUGAUGAUCGGAACCGGGGACAGAGAGAUCCAGCUUUAUGAGCUUUCCUCUCUGGAGCCUUAUUGUCAGAUCAAUGCACUCAACACAGUACCUCUGACAUUAGACUAUGGCUACAGCGGCCCUGACAGUUGUUGUAUUCUGUAUGGAGACACUGAGGGAUGUGUGACUAUCAUUUUAAUAUCCUCUGCUGGAGAUACCCUCAGAUUAUGGAAUAAAUUACCAAAGAUUGCAGGCAUGCCCAACAUAGCGGUUGACAAUGCGGUGCUGUCUCCAAAUGUAACAUUUGUAAGAUGGAAGGUUCAUCAGGACUGGGUAACACAGGCAAAAUACUUUCCAAGUUUUCAAGCUGUUGUGUCCUCGUCAAAUGAAGAAUCUUCUUCCCUCACAGCAUGCAUGUUUGAUCGAUGCUCAAACAGGCAGCCUUGUAAUAUAAUGCUUUUUUCAUCUUCUCGAGGCUGCGUGCUGCCGUUAACGGACGCUGAGCAGCAGUUGGAUGAGAUCAGAGAGGCGUGCUACGAAGGUAAGACCAAGAAGGUCCAACUGAGCUGGACUCCACAGCUGCGGGCGUCGUGUGACCAGACACUUUUCACCAUCCACAAAGGUGUCAAGACCUUUGACCUUUGUCAAAAGCACAGCUUGCUGGUCACUGGAGGCAUGGACCGACUUGUGCGGAUGUGGAACCCACAUUUUUCUGGGAAACCGACUGGUAUUUUGAAAGGCCACUCUGCUCCCAUCAUCUUCCUCCACAUCCUCUCAGAGGAGAGUCAGAUUUUCUCUGUCUCUGCAGACAACACUGUGAAAAUUUGGGAUAUUCCAGAUCAGUGUUGCCUGUUUACAGCAGACUCAAAAGCCAGCGGGAUUCGCGGUGACAUAUCUGCAUGCUCGUAUUCCUCUGCUAUGAAAUCCCUUCACAUAACAGCAGACUGCAUGGCUGUGCUCUCCCUGAAGAUAAGGCCACGGCUGCAUAGACGUCUCACUGUUUCACAUAAUGAGCCGGUAAUGUGCUGCGGCUACAGUGAGGAGUUUCGUCAAGUUGUCAGCUGCACUGAGGGAUCUGUGGUGAAAGUCUGGGAUUUUGACACUGGGCAUGAGGUCUUUGAGUUUGGCGGCACACAUGACCUGUCUGCUAUCACAUGCUUGACUUUUGACUCCAAAGGAAGGAGACUCAUCACAGGUGGAAGAGAUGGUUGCUUAAAGAUCUGGAACUUCAGCAAUGGACAGUGCCUAAAGACAUUAAAGAAGGAUGGUGAAUGUAACGAAGUGUGUGACUGCAUUUUUCUGCAAGUUCACAGGAACUUCUAUGUGAUGUCUGUCGGCCGGGAUCGGAAGAUUGACAUUUACUCAGAUACUCCUGAGGACCUUCAUCAUGUCCGGAGACCGAGGCCUUCAUGGCAGGAUGAUCUGAAAAAUGGCCAUAAGGAAGACAUCCUUUGCAUGGCACAGUGUCCCCCAUCUCUGCUCGCCACCAGUAGCUAUGAUGGAGAGAUUAUAGUUUGGAACGUGGUUUCUGGACGUAUACGGUGUCGGUUUGUCAGCCCUCUUCUAGCCGAACACCAAAAUGUUGAAGGACUGGAUACAAGCGUCCCAGGCAUCGUUUUCCUAAAGAACUCCAAGUUGAAGCAGUUUUUCUCAGCUACAGCUCUGCUGUCGUCUGGAGCCAUGGGUUGUGUAAACCUCUGGAACGUGCUUGACGGAGGAAAAUUUGUGGGCAGCUUCAAAGCUUCAAGGUUCCAACAAAAGAUUACAAAACUGGCAAAAACAGAGAAGGACACGUUGCUGUACGCUGCUGACCGAAUCGGUUACAUCUAUGUCUACAAUGUGGAGAAGUUUGCCCCUGAGCAGAAAUCACUCAGAGCUGACAACUUCUGGCGUGCUCAUACCAGCAGAAUUACUGGCCUGCAGAUUGUUGACAAUGAUCAAGUAGUGCUUACCUCAUCCACUGACUACACAGUGCGCCUUUGGAGUGCACAUGGAGAAUUCAUAGGGACUUUUGGGCAGUCUGAGAGCUGGAGCGUCCACAUCUCAUCUUCAUGGAGACAUCCUGCUGUCCCCUAUGAGGUUCUGAUUGACCCUCUGAGUAUGCCUGAUCAUGAGAUACUAAACUUUAAAACAGGUCUUUCUGAUGCCAUUGAUUCUGACAACACUGAGGCUCAUAGAGGUGAACUAAAGUCAGAGACACACUGUAAGCUGAGACUUCCCCCAUCAUCCAUCAGUGACACAGCCACUGAGGAAGAUUAAAAGCACGUUUUACCCAGAGGAGCACAAAACCGGGUGAGUUAUAACCAUUACAACAGCAAAGACUAACUGUACACAUGCCAUGCAAGUCUUACACCAGACGCAGUUUAAAAAGUGACAGAUUCAUAUUUAGAGUGAAUGUGUCUUCUUUUUCAUUUACGGCUCUGUCAUGAAACUGUCAGGCGUACUAACAAGCUAUCGAACCACUGCAUUCUGAAAGGGUUUCAUACUGUAGAGCUACCAAACACCAGAGUAA